GAAAGUCUCCACCCAUCACCGCUGACAUUAACGUCUGCUCGGGUAGACUUUGUGGACACGGGACAAGAAGUAAUGAGGAAUCUCGGGAAGCUGGUUCUUUGGUUUUGAGGAUUAUGUCAGAAAAAGUGCGAGAUUGCGUCGAGGAACGUUUGAGGAGAAGCUUGCGGAAACAUGUGGAAUUACUACCAUAAGACUCUUCUUUGUUGAGGGGAUCAUGGCAACGAACUGGAUCAUGUCCAAAGAGGAUUACAACCAUUCCUUGUUUGUUUCCGUCAGCCGAUGUCUGAUCAAUGGCAGACAUGAUUCACACACACCUUUCUGUUGCUAUGCGCUGACAUCAGCUUUCCGUAACAUUCGGUAAACGACCGUUUUGGGUUGUCUCUCCCAUGCCACUGUCAUCACCUGAAAUCUCGCCUUGGUGCCUGAUGUCUCAGUCGAGCAAUUCAGCGGACAGUCAGGCCUUGCUGCAGUCUAUGUUGGAGCGACUGAAGCUCCAGCACGGAAAGGAAAGGCCGGCGGAUGGAGCGGGAGCCGUCCAAAGCAACCACGUGUAUGAAUUUGGUGUCCGGACUGAAAGAUUUGGUGUAUCGUCUGUGGAUAGCAGUCUCAGCCACAAAGACGGAGAGAGUCUGCAUUCGGUUGAUAGCUUCCAACAAGGUCACUGUCCCCUACCUUUACAGAAAGACAACAUGGGUGCAAACAUGCUGGAGAGUGAGACACGGAUAUUUAAUGACGUCCAGGCCCCAUGGGACAGCCUAAGUGGACGUAAGGACACAACCACUGAACAGGACCAAGCGUUAAAACACAACACUUAUGACUGGUCAUGGCAGAGCACAGGUUUUACCGCAGACAGUCAAGGGAAUAAAACCUUUCACACCGUAAAUGGAGGGUAUGCCAGUUUGUCUAAAUCGAGAGACAUGCCAAUGAUGCCCAAAAAAGGCGUUAGCCUGACCGCAAGACAGCAACAACGAUCGUCUCAAAGCAAAGCCAGGCGGUGGACUGAGAAAAUCAAGGAGAAAUGGAAGGAGAAGUCCAGUUCUAAGAAGGGAAAGGACGAGGCAAAAGACCUAAGUUUGCCAUCAAACCACCUGGACAUUACACCACCGAAUCAGGACGCAGGAAAGAGCCUCCCUAGCCCAGGCAGCAGUGAAAGCCCGGUUACACGAUCACAGGACGACGAUCUUGACACGUUUAUCAGAUCGGGUGAGGACCUACAGUGUGGUUUUAGCUCUGUCAGCUUACUCGAGGAGAUCGUCUCAGGUCAAGAGUGGGCCAAGUUCCUGAACCCCUCCCUCUCAGCCCCCUCAGCGAAUCAGAGGCCACCAGAGGAGACUCUCAGCGGCCUCAGUGCAACAACAACGUCUAAUAAUAAUGGUCGACCCGCCUUUGUUCCGCUCCAACCUGGAGGUUCGGACGGGCAGUGGAGCUUCAGGGAUAGCGAGUCAUUGCCUGUCUAUAACUCCCAUGCAAGUGGGAACAUUACAGAAACACAGAACCACACAGGUCACAGUGAGGAUUACCACCCACAACCAAUGGAACAAGGACAAAGCCAAUCACAGGAACAGCUGGAAGAGAGUGGACGGUUGCAACCCAGGACUUACGAUGUGGAGCGUCCAGACAUUCUGGAAGACUUAUCGCCAAUCAGCAGGUUCAGCAGAAAGAGACACUAUCACUUAGCAGUGACUCAAGUGGACUGGACACAAGGGACCAUCAUGUCUACCCCUAGCAGCGAUGCAAUGGAUGACUCAGAGGAGCAUCCCCUGUCACCCUUCUUCAGGCAAAAUGGAGCCUCUGUUCCGUCCCCUUUUUAUCCCAGUGCUCCUCCACCAACACGAGGAGUCCUCAAAAACUCCGGAUUCCUGAAUUCCGAUUACGCACAGGAAAGCAAAAGGAGACGAGUCGAGCCCAAUCGGCGGGUUCAUUUUGCGGAGAAAGUGGAGGAGAUACCGCCGGUGGAAGUGACUCUGCAUUCAGUCGAUUCAGAGGAGGACUGUGACACAGACGGAGGUUCUGUCACGGGGCGGUGGUCUGCUCUUCCCGCCUGGAUGCUGGCCCUGAAGAGGAGGAACAGCGGGAGGAAGCACAGAUAGGUUCCGUGCCAAUGAAACCUGUCUUCUUCACAACAUAUAUUUUCACUACAACAGUGGGUGUUCCAAGCGCAGUCCGGGGGCCGAGGACAACCCACAGCUAAUUUUUUAAUGGCCCGCAACAUAAUUCAAAAAUACUCGAAAAAAACCAUAACCAGUGGAAUAGAAGCGCAAACAGGUGUAAUGUAACGAUGAAAUGUUGCAAUAUUGACGCUAAUAACACAGUUUAUUACUUAAAAACUGUCAUUACUAAAAAAGUAAUAAAAACUUACACCAGACAGAUAGAUCAUAAGCUGAAAGUAAAAUCGGCAUAGUUUGGACACACCUUCUCAUUCAAUGUGUUGUCUUUAUUUUCGUGACUACCGGUAUUUACUUUGUAGAUUGUCACAUCAGAACUAUGAAUGAACACAUGUGGAGUUAUGUACUUAACAAAAAGGUGAAAACACGUUUUAUAUUCUAGUUUCUUCAAAAUAGCCACCCGUUGCUCUGAAUACUGCUUUGCACACGCUUGGCAUUCUCUCCAUGAGCUUCAAGAGGCAGUCACCUGAAAUGGUUUUGUUGCAGGCGACCAGUCUUCCUCUCAGGGAAUCAAACCAUACUGGUCAAUCCCAAAUUCUUUCGGAUGACAUAUAUUUGGUGUAAAAAGGAAAGACUAGUACUUGGCCAAGUUUUACUAAAGCUUUAGGAGACCAGCCCUUACAAUGCGAUAAUAGCAUCAGCAAGAAGAGGUCUGAAUCCAAACAAAAAGAGUCAGCACAUGUAGAGCGGAAACAGCCCCUCUCGGCCAGAAAGGACGUGACUAGGAAGGUAGAAGGUGGGGAUUGAACCAGUAAUCCUCAGAUUGCUGGUACAGCCACGCUACCAACUUCGCCACGCUGUCCCCAAGUGGUGUUUCCUGCCUUUACCCAUUAACAUAUGUUUACCUGCACGUUACCUACGUUCCUUGCAUCCUGGGGUCACACUGGUGCUUCUUUCUGUUACCCAUACAUGCUGGUGCUUCCUGCCAUUACCCAGACAACAUAUCUUUACCUGCACUUUACCUACCUUCUCUGUAUCCUGGUGUCAAACUGGUGCCUCCUUGUUUCACCUAGUCAACAUAUCUUUACCUGCACUGUACCUACCUUCUCUGCAUUGUGUGGUCACGCUGGUGCUUCCUGCUAUUAAGCGACCAAUCUUGAGACGGCAGCAGUGUAGCAGCAUCAGCGCAGCAGUUCUUUGAAUGCUCGUAAAAUCAAAACCGGAGCAGUUAUUAAAACUCUUUGCGCAACUUUUAAUCAGAAGGGUUCAAUCUCUCUCUUGUGCGAGUUUGAAGCCGACACAAAAAAACGCACUCAGAGGAGAUAAUGUUUGAAAAAAAUGUGACAAGUUUUUACAAAACUUUUGUUUUGAAGGGGUUUUUGCCAACUUCCUGUUGAUUUUUGCUGAAGGAGGUCAGUGCAUGAAAUCUAGGUCUAAGUCAGACCUACAUAGAAGUUUUUGUUUCAUGUCUAUACGACAUUCCUAGCGGAAGUAACAAGCAGUUUUGUCUGUGUUUUUUCGUAGGGGGUGUUAGAGCGCCAUUUUGAGUUUUGGUUUUUUGAUUAGAUCGCAAUUUUCGCCAGUCCUGAUGUGUGUUAAAUUUAGUGAGUUUUGAAGCAUGUCAAGGGGGUCAAAUUACAGCUCAAAGAAGCGGCGGUAUAAUAAUAAUAAAACCUUAGAAAUACAAAAGGGUCCUUUGUCCCAAAGGGACAUUCGGGGCCUAAUAAUACUUUUAUUUAUUAAUUUAAAAAUUUGUGUUUGCUUUUUAAAUGUUUAAUAUACUUCUCUCUUAAAUGUUAUUUUUGAGUCUGUCCUUUGCUUUUAUUUCUUUGUGGUGUUCUUCAACUGUGGUUGUUUUUAAAGGGCUUUAUAAAUAAAGUUGGUAUGGUAUGGUACGGUAUGAAAUAAGGAGAUAAAAAAAAAAAACACUUAAAAAUAUCAAAUUCUCACAGUUUUCACUUCACAGGUGUGCUUGAAGCUCAUGGAGAGAAUGCCAAGCGUGUGCAAAGCAGUAAUCAGAGCAAAGGGUGGCUAUUUUGAAGAAACUAGAAUAUAAAACAUGUUUUCAGUUAUUUCACCUUUUUUUGGUUAAGUACAUAACUCCACAUGUGUUCAUUCAUAGUUUUGAUGUCACAAUCUACAAUGUAAAUAGUCAUGAAAAUAAAGAAACCGCAUUAAAUGAGAGGGUGUCCAAACUUUUGGCCUGCACUGUAUAUAUAUAUAUGACCUAUUUUUGACACUUUUAUGAGCGGGAGUGGGGCCUAAUAGAUCCCAAAAACCUUACAGUAGGUCAGAGUUUAUUUUAAAGGCCUACUGAAAGUCACUACUAGCGACCACGCAGUCUGAUAGUUUAUAUAUCAAUGAUGAAAUAUUAACAAAUUCAACACAUGAAAUGUAUGAUGACGCAUGAAUUGUAGAGGACUUUUUGUUCCAGCACCGUUCACAGCUAUAAGUCGUCUCUUUUCAUCGCAUAAUUCCACAGUAUUCUGGACAUCUGUGUUGCUGAAUCUUUUGCAAUUUGUUCAAUUAAUAAUGGAGACGUCAAAGAAGAAAGAUGUAGGUGGGAAGCGGUGUAUUGCGGCCGCCUUUAGCAACACAAACACAGCCGGUGUUUCCUUGUUUACAUUCCCGAAAGAAGACAGUGAAACUUUGCUAUGGAUCAGCGCGGUCAAGCGAACAUGGUUCCCUAUAACAUGUCAACCGGCAAGUUUCGGUGAGAAAAUGGUGGUAUUAAGUCGGCGCUUAUCGUAGUUAUGAGCGGAGAGCUUGCGUCUUGCCUCCUCCAACCGGCCGCCCCCGACCGUCAGAUGCUUACACCGUGGAGGAGGGGGAAAAAAAAAAUCUCAGCCCGGAUGCCUUGCCUCGUCAAGAAACGUGGCUUCUAUCGAAAACACUGGGGGUCAUCACAGCCGUGGCCACACCCCUCCGACUUUCAGGUACGACCAUAUAAUCUCACUAAAACAUUAGUAACACAAUAAGCAGAUAAGGGAUUUUCCAGAAUUAUCCUAGUAAAUGUGUCUAAUAACAAUCUGAAUCGCUCCCACUGCCCUUGUCUAGUCCUUCACUCUAACUUUCCUCAUCCACAAAUCUUUCAUCCUCGCUCAAAUUAAUGGGGAAAUCGGCGCGUUCUCGGUCCGAAUCGCUCUCGCUGCUGGUGGCCAUGAUUGUAAACAAUGUUCAGAUGUGAGGAGCUCCACAACCCGUGACGUCACACGCACAUUGUCUGCUACUUCCGGUACAUGCAAGGCUUUUUUUAUUAGCGACCAAAAGUUGCCAACUUUAUGGUGGAUGUUCUCUACUAAAUCCUUUCAGCAAAAAUAUGGCAAUAUGGCAAAAUGAUCAUGUAUGACACAUAGAAUGGACCUGCUAUCCCCGUUUAAAUAAGAACAUCUCAUUUCAUACUUAGAAUAGUAUCGGUUUUUGAAAAUGAAAAAAAUAAAAAUGGGCCCCCGCAUGUGGAAAAGGUUUGGACACCUCUGCUUCACACAGGUGUGAUAUCUAAUGAUUUGUAAAUAUGUUUUUAUUCCACUCUAAAAGUGUUUCUUCAUUUUAGACUGGAGUGUUGGCAUCAGUGUCCCCUCUGGACUUGAAACAAUCCAUGUGGUCAGAGUCACUUGUCAUUAUUAAAAAAAUAAAGAAUUAAAAACAUCAAAUAAAUAUGAA
Nerophis ophidion (straightnose pipefish) is the source of this 5768-nucleotide messenger RNA. RefSeq lists its product as uncharacterized. The transcript has 6 exons. The record is from RefSeq and is a predicted model, not a curated record. The coding region runs from base 387 to 2090 and encodes 567 amino acids. NCBI's taxonomy places the organism in Eukaryota, Metazoa, Chordata, Actinopteri, Syngnathiformes, Syngnathidae.